Molecule: messenger RNA, 6205 nt
Organism: Cydia fagiglandana
Lineage: Eukaryota; Metazoa; Arthropoda; Insecta; Lepidoptera; Tortricidae
Gene: Cad86C
Product: cadherin-86C-like
Exons: 15
Coding region: 295-5799 (1834 amino acids)
Biological process (GO): homophilic cell-cell adhesion
Cellular component (GO): plasma membrane
Molecular function (GO): calcium ion binding
Source: RefSeq, a predicted model, not a curated record
CAGGACGGACCCGGCUACGCUGCGGACGCCUCACUCGGCGCGCGCACACGAAAACAAAACAAAAACAACUGACAGUGGACGAGUGAUAAAACUGUGUACCUAGUGAUAUCGUGAUGUUGGCUGAAUUGUUCUAAAUUUUCGGGAUUCGCGAAGUGCGCCGGCGCUUUCAUGUAACUGAUAAGUUGUAAUUGUUGCGUGAUAACAGAAUAUAAACACAGAAAGUGCCCGGCAAAGGAUGAGGAGUAAAUAUUGGAUGGGACGGUUUGAGCCAGAUAUAGUGAAACCAACAGCAGGAUGACCUGGCGCUGGGCACUGGUGUUGACGUGCCUAGCAUGGGGCGCGCUGGGCGGCGAGCCGGUGUUCGACCCGACCACGCUGAUGCGGCUCGUCCUGGUGCCGGCUGACGCGGCCGUCGGCUCCGUCAUCUAUAGGGUGCGCGCCUCCGAUCCCGACUUCGAUUAUCCGCUGCACUUUGAGCUGAUAGGUCAAAUGGGUCGUUUGGACAUCGGCGUCGAGACAUUGCCAUGCACCCGCUACAACUCCGUGUGCCAAGCCAACGUGAUCCUCCUCCGGCGACUCGAGCCCGGGCGCUACGUGGACUUCAGGCUGUCCGUGAGGAACACCAGGGGCCGCAGCAGCAGGAUCGCCUGCUCCAUCACCGGGACCAAUGCGACCACCCCGAGGGACACCAUAUUCCCGCACCAGCCACCUAUCGUCUUGGUGCCUGAGGACGCAAAGCGAGGCACGGACCUGGAGUUCGUGAUCGCGAGGAAGAACCCUCUGUCGCCGAAGCCUUUGGAACUGGAAUUAUGGGGAUCACCUCUGUUCGCGAUUCGACAGCGCCGCGUCUCUCCUGAGAACACCGAGGGUCAGAUAUUCCUCGUCGGGCCACUAGACUUCGAAGCACAGUCCAUGUACCACUUGACGCUAUUAGCCGUGGACCCAUAUGUGGAGAUAGGGAAAGACACGAGAAAUAUAGCCAGCUUGGAGGUUGUGGUGGUAAUCCAGGACGUCCAGGACAUGCCUCCCGUGUUCACGUCGGCUCCUCCCAUCACGCACCUACCGCGCCAGGUCACUCCGGGCGACGUCGUGGUGAAAGUGCGGGCUGAAGAUGGUGACAAAGGGGUUCCGAGACAAAUCAGAUACGGACUCGUAUCAGAGGGCAACCCCUUUACACCAUUCUUCAACAUCAACGAAACUACUGGCGAGGUAACCUUAGAACGUCCGAUCGAGGACAUAGCAGCUAUCUCUCACGCGGGCGCACCCAUCCUCCUCACUGUCGUGGCUGAAGAGGUUCGGCUGUCCAGGGAGGAGCCCGAGGCCAUGUCCUCGACCGUGCAGCUGGCCUUCAUACUGCCUGAGCGUGAAAACUCUCCGCCGUACUUCGAAAACCAGUUUUACGUGACAUACCUGGACGAGAAUGCACCCCAAGGGACAGCCCUAACUUUCAACGAUCCGUACAUCCCGCAAGUGAACGACAAUGACGCUGGCAAAAAUGGCGUGUUCUCGCUAUCGUUGGUCAACAACAACGGAACCUUCGAGAUAUCGCCGACAGUCGCCGAGCGACAUGCGCCAUUCAUCAUAAAAGUUCGGGAUAACACCAUGUUGGAUUUUGAGGCCCGCAAGUCUGUUGUGUUUCAGAUUGUAGCACAGGAACUCGGUCCAGCAACCAACUUGUCAGCGACAGCAAACGUUACUGUAUAUUUAAAUGAUGUGAACGAUAACCCUCCAGUUUUCUUAGCAGCAUCAUACGAGGUGGAAAUCUAUGAAAACGUAACCGCUGGAACGAGUGUUGUACAAGUCGCUGCUGAUGACGUUGAUACAGGAGCAUUUGGGAAGAUCCAAUACACUGCCAUAUUAGGAUAUUUAAAUACGUCGCUCAACCUGGAUCCUAUAUCAGGAGUUAUUACGGUUGCGACAAACAACCACGGCUUCGACCGCGAGGCGAUGCCAGACUUGCAUUUUUUAGUAGAGGCUAGAGAUAACGAAGGCGUAGGUUUAAGAAUAACAGUGCCAUUAAUUAUUAAGUUACUAGAUGUAAAUGACAACCCACCAGAAUUUGAAAGAUCUUUAUAUGAAUUCGUACUAUCCCCAAGUCUAAAUAACUUCACGUCAACGGCAAUCGUCAAGGCAGUUGACAAAGAUGCAGAACCACCAAAUAAUGUAGUAAGAUAUGAAAUUUUGCAAGGAAAUAACGACGGCAAAUUUGCAGUCAAUGAAGAAACAGGCGAAAUGUAUCUACUUGGAGCCUUAAAAAGAACAAAGAAACAAAACGUUCAUCGACAAAAGCGACAGUUUGAUGAUGAACAAGAGAGUGAGAAUUACGUCCUAAUGAUCGGAGCACACGACUUAGGCAUCCCAAGGUUAUCUUCAUCUACAACAGUGAAAAUAUAUCCUCCAGAAAGCAAGACCAAGACAAUGUCCUUCAUAGUUCCUGGAGCAAAUCCUGAUAGGCAGAAACUAGAGGAGCUUUUAAGUACAUUGUCAGGAGGAAAAGUCACUAUUAUUGAAAUUAAACCUUAUAAAGGUUACGAUAACGGAGUAACAGAUCCAAGCGGGCAUGCGUCUAGUCAAGAAAAAAGUGAAGUUAUAGCUGUAGUACGAAUGACAGGAAACACAGCUAUUAAUGUUGCUAAGCUCGAAGAACAACUAGCGAAAAGCAAAACAAUUUACAACACUGGAUCAGCUAGUAAUUUACCCACAGGAUCUAACACGGGUUCUGGUUCAAAUUCAGGCAAAAAUGGGGGCACUAAUUCGGGAAAUAGUAACCCGGCCUCAAACUCAGGUUCUAAUUUGGACACAAAUGAGGGAGUAAAUUUUGGACAAGGACAUAGAGACCAAACUUCAUCCAAUGAUGAUGAGUCUGUAUACAAAGCGGAAAGCCGUUUAUUGUUUUGGUUAUUAAUAUUGUUAGCAAUAUUAGUAGCCUUAGUGCUACUGUUAUUAAUAUGCUGCUGUAUUUGUGAAGGAUGCCCUCUUUACAUGCCACCGAGGAAAAGAGUGAUACGUGUCAACUCCACAGAGGACGACGUACAUUUAGUGGUGCGGGACAAAGGACUUGGGAGGGAAAACAAGACGACGCAAAAUUUAGAAAAUAAAUCUAUACAAGCGACCGAAUGGAGGAGAAGAGAAGCGUGGAGUGCCGAACAAGCAGACUUGAGGACAAAGCCAACUCAAUGGAAAUUUAAUAAGAGACAAUAUAGAGGAUCUAAGGAGCAGUCUAAACCAGCGUCAACACCGGGAGAUAUGAGACAAGAAUUUAUACACGCCGCCGAAGAUAAUGACUACAAAUACAAUGAUGGCAGACAUUCCUUCCGACAAAGAGAUGGUCCUAACAUUAUCUACACGAAGGAAAUGCAACUUCAGGAAGCUUUUGCUAAUAAACAUAAGGAAUAUAUUGAAGAUUUAGAGAACGGAUAUGACAGAAUCGCGACAUUACAUUACCAACGCCGUGAACAAGACAACGAUUCAAUUCGCAGGCAUGAAAUAGAUCGUGGCUCCGAAGUCGGCGUUUUCCUCAAGCCUGAUGGUAAAAAAAUACAAGAAAAAUCAGAUGGCAAGGGUAAAAAUCGUGCUCCAUCUUCACUCGGUCGAGAUCAGUAUUUUAUAAAAGAAGGUAAUACUGAGAUUUUAAGAUUAGUAACUCGAGGAAAAAAUGAAGAAGAAAGAUACGUUAAUCUUCCAACACAUCAACAACGACCUGUUACAUUGAUUCCACAUACUCAAUAUGUCGUAGUUGACAGUGGAAAAGAUUUAUUAAUGGAAAGGUUUAUAAGAGAACAAGGUGAAGAAGCAAAGAACAUAAGAGAAAGAAUGGAAAAAGUCACUGAUUUAGACAUGCCACAUGAUAAAGAUGGCAAAAGCUUUGGUCAGAGAUCACAAGCGGGAAGUGAUGUACCCAAUCAAUUUCAUGAUUACUCUAAUAUGCCUCUUGACGUUCCGGGAGCUAUUCCGCUCAAAGCAAAUUACUUGCAAUCCGCUCUAUUAGAGAUGCAAAACAAAUCGUCUAUACAUCAAGAACUGUUAGAAUCUUCCCUUAGAAAACAAAAUGAACUAUUACAUCAAAUACUCAUUGAACGAGAAAGGUUGAUGCAAAAUCAUGAAACAGCAUCUCAAGUGGAAAGCAAACUGGAAACACAAAGUUUGCCCGGACAUUCUGUAAUUGCUACUCAAACUGAAUGUCAUAUUGGAACCCAGACUGAACCGGAAAUUUCUAAACCUGCAAGAAGGAAAGCUAGGAGUGACAACGAUUCAUAUAGUGAAGAUGAUUCAGAAAUGGUGGUUGAAGACGAUACUAAGAGAGUAGCAUGGGUUAAGAGAAAAAAACCUAAAAAGAAAAUAAAGUACAAAGAUCCUCGAAGAAGCAUGAGAGUUUACGAGAUAAAAAGGAAAAUUAAAACACCUAUUAUAGAAGAAAGUGAAGCCUCACCAUCGUUAGAAAGUGAAAAACAUGUAAAAAUAAGUAAAACAAAUGAAAGGGAGGAACUUAUCAAAAACUAUGGUGAUAUGACUAAAAGUACGGUUACUACUUCGAAAAAUGAAACGGUAUGUUCAACUCGAAUAAAAAUGUCUGAAAGUGAUAGGAAAUCUGGACUUAGAAAAGAACUACUUAUGGAGAUAUCAGAUUCAUUAGAUGAAAAAGUAGAAUCUGAGUUGCAUGAUAAACGACAACGAUUUAAUAGACAAUCAUCUAUAGCUAUUGAAGACUCAAAUGACAGUAAUGAUUUACUCGCUUUGGAACACGAAAGCAAUGAGAGUAAAAGCAGAGCCAGCUCAGCUACGAAUCAUCGUAAUUUGAUAUUUUCAAGACAAGGAUCUUCAACUGAAGCCCGAGAAAGAGAAGGUUUAUCACCAAUCAAAUUAAAAUCACCUGAUGUAGAGGAAUCUCCUCCCAAAAAAGAAAGUACGAGUAACACAGAAUCGAACAGUAAAAAAACAGACGGGGAAUCAUCUAAAGGCGAAUUAUCUAAACCAGCUCAAAAAAGUUUACCAAGAUAUAUGCAAUGGUAUGGUAACAAAAAGUCAUCAAGUAUUGCUGCGAAAACAGAAUCUAAAUCUACGGAUAAAGUAAUCCCAAACAAACCCAAACGCCUUACUAAAACCAAAAACGAAACUGAAAAAGAAACAAAAAUCGACAAAGACAAAACGGGUAGGUAUGGAAAAAUAAUUAAUAAAGAUAACCAAGCAGAUGCUCCAGAUGUAAAAAAAAACUCCAAAGGAAAAGAAAAUGAAUUUAUACACCCUCGUUUACUAAAAGAAGAAAAAGUGACACCGGUUCCUGAAGGGCCAUUACCAGACGUACACCCAUUACUGCAGCACUCAGAGCAUAGAUAUGAGCAUCAGUACGAAAAUCAGAAUCCACUUUGUUACAUACAGCCUACUCAUAUUCCCAAGUAUCUACAACCAGAUGCUAUGCCUCGAAAACAGACUGUUGAGCAGCAACCAAUAUACGUUAAUCAAGAUGAUGUUAAGACAAAAGAUACAAAACAGGAACUCUCUGAAAGCGCAUUGACUCACAGUAUAUCUAUUUCAACUAAUUAUGAGGAUAGUCAUAAAAGUGCACCAGAAGUCCAUGUUUCUAAGAUCAACAUUGGUGGAGAUAGUGUCCCUGAUAUAGGUCACAGAAAGGUGAGUAAGAUAGACGAUAAUGACUCUGGCAUAGCUAUGAAUACGCUUGUACAACAGGCUGGUAAUAUAAAAAGGUUACCAAUAACCGAGAAGAAAAGUAUUUUUACAAUUGCCUACGAUGACGUGCAAACGAAACAAUUACGACCGGACAGCAGUUCCACUUCUUACUGAUAAAACCUCGUCUGACAAUUUGUCAUUGUGCCUUAUUGUGAUAAGAUUUGUAUUAUUAAUCCACUUCAAAGACUAUUUGGAUCCGUCCAAAAAAAAACGUUUCAAAGUAUUAAUUGUACAUAGUCAGUUUAGUCUUUCCUUGAUUAAAUUUUAAUAUAGAUUAUAAAUAAAUCAACUGCCUUUAUUUUGACGACUGGUAUACUUUAAUAAAUAAUUUAAUUUAGAAUAUAAUGUAAAUACCACAUACCUACGAUGUUGAAAUUAUAGUUAUAAAAAAUACAUUAUUUAAAUUACUCUUAGCUUUAAUUUUAUUCAAUGUACAUAUAAUAUAAUCGUCCCACAAUUUUGCAAUUUUGCAGUGUGUAAUUCUAUAUUUGUUAAAAUAUAAAGUUAUAUACUUAUUAAA